AACAUGGUAGACAUGAGAUCUUUAUUGCUCAUUGUAGUGCUGGGUGCCAUUGUGUAUGCUGAUGAUGAUGACAAGAUAGUUGGGGGCUAUGAGUGCCAAGCCCACUCCCAACCUUGGCAGGUGUCCCUCAAUUCAGGGUACCACUUCUGCGGUGGAUCACUGAUUAAUAAUGAGUGGGUGCUUUCUGCUGCUCAUUGCUACAGACGUAUCUUUGAAGUUCGACUGGGAGAGCACAAUGUCAUCAUGAAUGAGGGGACAGAGCAGUUCAUCAGCCCAGCCAAAAUACUUCGGCAUCCCCGUUAUAAUGAAAUCAGCUAUGACAAUGACAUUAUGCUUAUCAAGUUAUCAAGACCAGCCCAACUGAAUGGGAAUGUCCAGCCAGUGCCUCUUCCCAAAGCCUGUCCUGCAGUUGGUACGCUGUGCACCGUUUCUGGGUGGGGAGACACACUGAGCUCAGAGAGUGAUGAAAGACUUCGGUGUGUGGAGGUGCCCAUAGUUUCCAUUGUUGAAUGCCAGAACUCCUACCUAGGAAAGAUCACAGACAGCAUGCUUUGUGCUGGGUUCCCAGAAGGAGGAAAGGACUCCUGUCAGAGAGACUCUGGUGGACCUCUGACCUGCAAUGGAGUUCUUUAUGGAGUGGUUUCCUGGGGAUUUCGCUGUGCUGAGAGGAACUUCCCUGGUGUCUAUGCCAAUGUCUGCAAAUUUACUGACUGGAUCCAAAACACCAUGGCUGCUAAUUAAAUGUUCACAGUGAGCAAAGCAAUGAUGUGGCCAAAGAUACUGAAAUAUUUUCAACUCCCAUUUUACUUUGCAAUAAAAGUGAAUAUUCUUUUUUAAAAAUUAUGCUUUUGACACCUCCAAACUAUAAGGAGAAUGUUUUAUUUACUCAGUUUAACUAAAGCUGAGUUACAACAUUAUAUAAAAUUUCCACAUACAGUAAAUAUUUUGCAUUUACAUUUUUCAACAGUCAUAAAA
Messenger RNA from Erpetoichthys calabaricus (reedfish), 975 nucleotides. RefSeq names its product trypsin-2-like. The coding region runs from base 4 to 741 and encodes 245 amino acids. The record is from RefSeq and is a predicted model, not a curated record. Gene Ontology annotation, molecular function: serine-type endopeptidase activity. The transcript has 5 exons. NCBI's taxonomy places the organism in Eukaryota, Metazoa, Chordata, Cladistia, Polypteriformes, Polypteridae. Gene Ontology annotation, biological process: proteolysis.